AUGCUUCAUAUUAGAAUUUAAUAAGGUUUUACAUUUUUAUUAUAAACUUCUCCAAAAUAGACUAUUUGCAUUUUAUAAAGCCAUAUAAAUAGAAAAGAUUUAAGCGUAAAAUUAAUUUUGACUAUAGAAUUAAAGGAAAAAGAAUAUUAAUAAGCAAUUUUAGAUAAUACAAACAAAUUAAAAUAGGAAUUUAAUCAAAAUUUAACUUAAAAACAAUCAGAAUUAAAAGAAGCAUUAAGUAAACUUGAUUAAAUUAAUAAAUUUAAAUUAGAAUAAGAAUAAUAAAAUAAAAUGGAAUUAGAAAAAGUAUAUUUAUAAUCAAUUUAUUAUAUUAUUUUUAGAUUCAAUAAUACAACAAAUCAUUAUAAUUUUCAAAUACUUAUAAACAUAAUAGUUGUUAAGUAAGUGAAGGUGGAAAACUUGUGGCAGAUGUUAAUAAUGGUAGUUGUUCUUGUUAUUGUCUUUGUGAAUAAGCAAUUCCAAAGACUGGAAAAAUAUAGUUUGCAUUUUAAAUACUUAGUGGAUCAUAUUUUUAUGUUGGAAUAGGAUUUAGAGACAUUAUGUAGAAAUAUAAUUACCAAAGUUGUUAUUAAACUGGGUAUGGGUAUAUAAUUAUAUUAUAAUAGAACUUAUUUAAUAAAGCAAAAUGGUAAUACUUAUUCUCAUCAUAACAAAGAUUUAUAAUCAAAAUAAUUAUCAUUUGUAUUUACAAAUAAUGAUAUCAUUAUAAUUGAAGUAUGUAUUGAAAAUAAAUACAUUAAAUGGAGUAAAUAGAAUAAUCCAUUACUCGCAUAUGUUGUUGUAAAUAUGAUAUCGAUUAUUAGUAGUUGGAUAUAGAUACAUCAUAAGAAUUAUAUCCAUGUGUGGGUGUUAAUAAUUCUAAAAUAAAAUUAUUGGAUAAUAUAUCAGUUUGA
Messenger RNA from Paramecium pentaurelia, 914 nucleotides. Lineage: Eukaryota; Ciliophora; Oligohymenophorea; Peniculida; Parameciidae. The record is from the annotation of a GenBank genome assembly.